AUGUAUAUUGAGCUUACACCCUCACCCUUCUUCAGACCCGAACCGGUGAUGCCUCCCCCAGGCCCGAAGAGCGAUGUGCUGGCGCGCCUUCGCUCCAAGGAGGAGCAGAUGUUCCUCAAAUGGAAUGUGGUGAUGAAACCCAGUGAGCUCCUGCGUGGCAUUGCUGCAAACCGUGAGAAUUCUCGUGCUCUCUUUCACGGUUUGAGACGCCAGAUCAGGGCCAUCCGUCGUCGCUCCCAGGCCUAUCGUGAUGGCCAGGUCACAAUCUUCGACCUGGUCCUGGUUCGCCUCUUUGAUGCUGGACACACCAUGCAGGACUAUGGACUCCUUGAGUUCUAUCUCGCUGAAUUCCUGGGAACCAGAGACUGCGUCUCAAACGCUGAUGCCAAUCGCAUCGUCGCAGCCCACCUUGCUGCCCAGCGUAUCCUGGACGAUGGUCCCAUCGACGAGCUUCCAACCGUGAAGACUGCCAAUGUCCAAGACGAGGAGCUCACCAGCACCCAGAACAGCACUUCUACCCGCUAUUCUGAGGAUGUCAAGCCACCUCACCUCGACAAUCUCAUCAGGGUCUACGAGAAAGCCAAAGAUGACAACCACAAGGUCGGCGCCACCCACAGCCACAACGAACGCUCCAACAGUAUCCGAUUUCUCCGUGACACCGCCGAGAACCUCCUGCGCUAUCUCGAGACAGUCGAUGAACACCACGAGCUGAUUCCUGAGCUAAAUGAUGUCGUCAAGAGCAGCCAGGCCCGCGCCGAGGAGCUUGCUGGUGGCCGCAAGCGCAAGUUCGAGCAUGAACGCCGAUCGCCCUCCAUGAGCCCUUACCGUCCCACCGGAUACACCUAUGAGUACGACCACCGCACGGGCCGUGGCGGAUACAUCAAGGAUGGAUGGGACCACAGCCGUGUCUCUGAGACCUGGAACCGUGCAUCUGACUCUUAUCGUCCGAGAUAUGCGCUGCGCCGUCACUAA
Messenger RNA from Penicillium canescens, 972 nucleotides. RefSeq lists its product as uncharacterized. The record is from RefSeq and is a predicted model, not a curated record. Lineage: Eukaryota; Fungi; Ascomycota; Eurotiomycetes; Eurotiales; Aspergillaceae. The transcript is spliced from 2 exons. Bases 1 to 972 code for a protein of 323 amino acids.